Molecule: messenger RNA, 399 nt
Organism: Gymnogyps californianus (California condor)
Lineage: Eukaryota; Metazoa; Chordata; Aves; Accipitriformes; Cathartidae
Gene: GOLT1A
Product: golgi transport 1A
Exons: 5
Coding region: 1-399 (132 amino acids)
Biological process (GO): retrograde transport, endosome to Golgi; endoplasmic reticulum to Golgi vesicle-mediated transport
Cellular component (GO): membrane; endoplasmic reticulum
Source: RefSeq, a predicted model, not a curated record
AUGGUGUCUCUGACUGACUGCCAGCGGAUCGGUGUGGGACUGGUCGGCUUUGGCCUCUUCUUCGUCCUUUUUGGGAUGCUCUUGUACUUCGACUCGGUGCUCCUGGCCUUCGGGAACAUCCUCUUCCUCUCCGGCUUGGUCUUCAUCAUCGGCUUCAGGAGGACCUUCACCUUCUUCUUCCAGCGGCCAAAGCUGAAGGGCACCAGCUUCUUCCUCGGGGGGGUCCUCAUCGUCCUCAUGCGGUGGCCUCUCCUGGGCAUGCUGCUGGAGGCUUACGGCUUCAUCACCCUCUUCAGGAGUUUUUUUCCGGUGGCUUUUGGGUUUUUGGGCUCGCUGGCAAACAUCCCUGUGCUGAGCAAGCUCUUGCAGAAGGUGGGAGACAGCAGCUCCAUGGUGUGA